GUGUAUUUUAGCUGUUGUUUCUAGCACAUAUCACGACCACUUGGUACCUUCUUCGUUUCUUUGUCACUUUGUGAUGGCUUUAAAAUCUGUACCAAAUAGAAAACAACCACUUAAGAUGAUAAACAAAUCUUAUAGUGAUGACCUGAAGCCGCUUGAUUUCUCCUUUCGAAGUUUGAAGUAUGUCACGGAUAUCAUCGGCGAAGAUAAACGCGAAGAGUCUUGUCGAAGCCCACACGACAUCGAAGAAUUGAUCGAUGAAAUAAAGCAAGCAAGAGCAACUACUGUAGGCGACAGUAACCACGAGGAAGAUGAGGAAGAUUUUCCGACCACAGCGAAACCUAUUAAUUGUUUUGCGGACUCUUCUGGAAGAAGACGUCGGAAAUCUCGCAGUAAGUGUCUUCGUUUGAAUAACAAUUCAUUGGAAACGAUUGCCGGACUUAAACAGAUCCUAUCUUCUCUCUUCCUCCGACCGUUACAACUGUCUUGGUUGGAUUUAUCGUUUAACGUGUUGACUAAUGUUCCAGAAGAACUAAAUGAAGUUCACUGUUUGCAAAUACUUUACUUGCAUGGCAACUGUUUAGAGAAUUUGGCUGAAGUGGAAAAGUUUCGGCCGAUGACAAACCUCAAGAAGCUCACCCUUCACGGCAAUCCGAUCGAGAAAGUUAAAGAUUAUAGAGUUACAGUUCUGACCACAAUACCGACCCUAAUCGAAUUCGAUUUCAGCUCAGUUGUGAAAUCAGAGAGAGAAAAUGCUGAAGUCUGGCUGAAAAAUACCACCGGCACUACGAAGCGGCGUCGGCCCAGAUAUCACCUACGAGUCUAAAUGACAAUCGGACUGGACACAACAUAUUCACAUUCCUUCGUGAUACACACACACGCACAAUACAUACAUACAUACAUUAUACACACGAACAGAUAACACACAGUCUGUCCCUCACAUACAUACAUGUUUAUAUAUAUAUACAUGAUUAUUAAGUCUGUGAUUAUUGAUCGUUUCAUUGUAUUUCGACGACCACCUAAGUGAAGAAAUAUAAAUAGACGGGUAAAACGAGGACGAACCGCUUCAGUGUGUGUGUGGCUUUCACGUAUUACUGUUACAGUAACCCAGCCACACACACAUUUACACAGACACACACACAUUCUUUUUAUUUAUAUAGGUGUCAGUUCUUGAUUGGAAACUUGAUCAUAUCAACUACAGAUACUUACUUCAAUGUCCAGUUGUAGGUAUAUAACUAAAAAAGCUAAUUACAAACAUGAGCAUGAUUAUAUAUAUAUAUUUUUUAAGAAGAUAAGAUUCUGAUAAAGGAAUUGAUGAGAUAAUAGGACAAAUUAAUAUUCACUGAUGAGGUUUUUUUUUAAGUAUAAAAAGUAUAAAAUAUAUGACAAAAUCUGUCGUUUGAUCCAAUAUAGUAGAGGAACCAGACUGUCUUUGAGUGCUACAUGCAAAGUUUGUUUGUUUCGUGAGUAUAUCAGACCGAUUUCUAGAUUGACUCAAAUAUGUUCUUGAUAAAUAUGUAUUAGCUUCUUUAGAAAACAAAAUCUUGUCCAUUAAAUUCCAAUCAUAAUAUUUGGUCCGCCUCGGGCUGACCGAGUUAUUUCGCGAGUAUAGGUGCCUAGCCAAGGUAUCGUACUCGGAACACAAUCACACACACAUAUGUAAUGCAAUAAAGUGUUCCUGGAAGAAUUCAAUGUAGAGGUUCCAAACAACCACAACAAGGAAACAUACGUACGGAACAAAUGAUAUAUAAACUUGUGAUUAUCUAAUUUCUCCUAUAUAUGCCAAACCGGCAUAACUACAGGGUUUUAUACCCCCGCUGUAGUUAUGCCUAUGAAACCUACACACAUAAACAUAUAGGGUUAAACUAAAGAAUUUGACCCGAGCACAAAAACAAAAGCCACUCUCUGAAGUAAUUACACACAACGGCCUCAACUCAGGCUGGAUUUGAACUCAGAACAUCAAGAGAUACGAGUAUUUGUAAAUUACUCAAUCCAUCAAUCCCAUUCAUUCAUCCGUUUUUUUUUAUCGACAAUUUUCUUUCUAACUGUAUCAUUAUUGUACCUGAUUCGUUGUCUAAUUUAACAAUUAAUUCUGUUGUUUUAGUUAUGUAAAUAUUGUUAUCUUAAUUUCCACAGUUAAAAUGCACUUGUGCCUAUUAUUAGACUUAUUCUUCCAAAUGUGGACGUUUGAAUUUCCCUCCAAUUCUGAAAAAGUUCAACUUCCAAAAAAGGUGGCUUUGUGUAUAAUUAUUUUCAAUAUAAGGGAAAAAAAUUAUUAAAAUGUUUAGAUAAAUUAUAAUGUUUCUGAAAUGAUUAUAUUAAAAUAAUUGCCAAAACAGAAAA
Molecule: messenger RNA, 2340 nt
Organism: Octopus bimaculoides (California two-spot octopus)
Lineage: Eukaryota; Metazoa; Mollusca; Cephalopoda; Octopoda; Octopodidae
Product: leucine-rich repeat-containing protein 51
Source: RefSeq, a predicted model, not a curated record